Messenger RNA from Aspergillus affinis, 1101 nucleotides. RefSeq lists its product as uncharacterized. NCBI's taxonomy places the organism in Eukaryota, Fungi, Ascomycota, Eurotiomycetes, Eurotiales, Aspergillaceae. The coding region runs from base 1 to 1101 and encodes 366 amino acids. The record is from RefSeq and is a predicted model, not a curated record. The transcript has 2 exons.
AUGAAAACAGUUGUUUAUAUUCACAAUAUCUCGCCCACGAGAUUCAGGGAGUUGACGCCGUACGAAAUUCGCACUGGAAAGAAGCCGAAUGUGCAGAGCUUGCGUAUAAUCGGCUGUGAUUGUGCUGUAACGAUCCCAAGCGAGAUUCGCUCACAGGAGAAGAUUACGAAAAUUGACACUCGCGCGUAUGAUGAUAAACUUCUCGGGUACACCUCCCACGGAAAGCAAUACGUCAUCUGGAUACCCUCAAAGCAAAACAUGGGACCUUCCGGUACACUGUCAGGGGUGGCCGCAGAGCAUCUUCGUGAAGGCCACUCCUUCACCAGCCAAUAUCGCGGUGAUAACGAUGACAUGAUAGAACCCUCUUCAUACCACGAAGCUAUCACUUCCCCGUACAAAGAGAAGUGGUGGGAUGCCAUGAAGUCAGAAGUUGACGAUCUUAUCGAGCGCAAAUCAUGGACCCUUGUUGAGCUCCCCGAAGGCCGUACGGCGCUUCGCGGGCGUUGGGUCUAUAAGCUCAAGAUAGGCGUCGAUAAUCGUAUUACGCGAUUCAAAGCAAGGUGGGUUGCCAGAGGCUUCACCCAGCAAUUCGGAGUUGAUUUCUGGGAUACGUUCUCGCCUACGGCGCGCCCAGCUACGGUCCGCUUGUUCUUCGCACUAGUGGCCGUGUUUGAUUACGAAUGCCUUCAAGGCGAUAUAAAGCUCGCAUUCUUGCAGGGCGAUUUCUUUGAUGACGUAGUAAUCUACGUGGAGCAGCCCAAGGGAUUCGAGGACGGCACCGGGAGGGUUUGCCAAUUCCUUCAGCCUCUCUACGGAUUGAAGCAAUCCGCGCGAGCGUGGUUUCUCACGUUUCGUAUGAGAAUGGAGGCGUUGGGCUUCCGCCCUACCUCAAUCGACGAAUGUUUCUUUAUUGACGGAAAGGGAACCUUCGUGAUCCUCCACGUGGAUGAUACACUCCUCGGCGGGCCCCAUGACGCCGUCGAGGGGGUGCGAGCGGCAAUUGACGGCGCAUUCGACGGCGCGCAAUUUGAUGAGGCCGCUUAUUACCUCGGAAUGAAGAUAGAAAGAGACCGGCCUGAUCGACGGAUCAAGUUGACGUAG